Molecule: messenger RNA, 2775 nt
Organism: Manis javanica (Malayan pangolin)
Lineage: Eukaryota; Metazoa; Chordata; Mammalia; Pholidota; Manidae
Gene: RAPGEFL1
Product: Rap guanine nucleotide exchange factor like 1
Biological process (GO): Ras protein signal transduction
Cellular component (GO): plasma membrane
Molecular function (GO): guanyl-nucleotide exchange factor activity
Source: RefSeq, a predicted model, not a curated record
CCCCCAACCGGUCAGGAGCGCAGCCGCCGCUGCCGCUGCCGCCGCCGCGUCCUCUCAGGCUUGCGCUCCGCCCGCUGCUACUGCCGCCGCAGCCCGCCCAGGAGCGCAGAGCCGGGGGCACUGGCCCCGCAGCCUACCCACUCUUCGGGCCGCGAGCCGCUGUAGCCGGCAUGGGGGGUCACUAAGAGCGGGCGCUCCUUCCCUUUGGCACCUCCCCGGCCACUGGCUACUGGACCCUGGCCAGCGAACCUCGAGCAUCUCUGGCCUCCAGUUCCGCACCCGGCACGGCCCUCCGCUCUGCCCCUUCGGCUCUGAGCAUCGCGUCCCUGCCCCCCCCCGCCCGCGCCAGGGACACCUGAGUCCCCCGGCGGCCCUGAGGAGAGGGGCGGGGGGGGGGGUGGACAUGAAGCCGCUGGAGAAAUUUUUGAAGAAGCAGACAUCGCAACUGGCGGGGCGAACGGUGGCGGGAGGUCCGGGCGGAGGUCCGGGGAGCUGCGGCGGGCCUGGAGGGGGCGGGGGGCCUGGCGGGGGCGGCGGUCCAGCCGGGGGACUGCGGCCGCUGCAGCGGCGUCAGAGCGUGUCUCGCCUGCUGCUCCCAGCUUUCCUCCGGGAGCCCCCCACCGAGCCGGGGCUGGAGCCGCCCCCUGAGGAAGAAGGGGGAGAGCCGGCGGGAGUCGCGGAGGAGCUAGGCAGCGGGGGGCCCUGCUGGCUGCAGCUAGAGGAGGUGCCGGGGCCCGGGCCGUUUGGGGGAGGGGGCCCCCUGCGCUCCCCUUCCUCGUACUCUUCAGAUGAACUGUCUCCAGGCGAACCCCUGUCUUCCCCGCCCUGGGCCCCCCUGGGCGCCCCCGAGCGGCCGGAGCAUCUUCUGAACCGGGUUCUGGAGCGGCUGGCCGGAGGGGCCACCAGGGACAGCGCAGCGUCAGAUAUCCUGUUGGACGACAUCGUCCUCACCCAUUCUCUCUUCCUCCCCACGGAGAAAUUCCUGCAGGAGCUACACCAGUACUUUGUUUGGGCAGGAGGCAUGGAGGGCCCCGAGGGGCUGGGCCGAAAGCAGGCCUGUCUAGCCAUGCUCCUUCAUUUCUUGGACACCUACCAGGGGCUGCUGCAGGAGGAAGAAGGGGCUGGCCGCAUCAUCAAGGAUCUCUACCUGCUGAUUAUGAAGGAUGAAUCCCUUUACCAGGACCUCCGAGAGGACACACUGAGGCUACACCAGCUUGUGGAAACAGUGGAGCUGAAGGUUCCAGAGGAAAGCCAGCCACCCAGCAAGCAGGUGAAGCCACUCUUCCGCCACUUCCGCCGGAUAGACUCCUGUCUACAGACUCGAGUGGCCUUCCGGGGCUCCGAUGAGAUUUUCUGCCGGGUCUACAUGCCUGACCACUCUUACGUGACCAUACGCAGCCGCCUCUCAGCGUCUGUGCAGGACAUUCUGGGCUCGGUGACAGAGAAAUUGCAGUACUCGGAGGAGCCUGCAGGGCGUGAGGAUUCCCUCAUCCUGGUAGCUGUGGCCUCCUCUGGAGAGAAGGUUCUUCUCCAGCCAACUGAAGACUGUGUCUUUACUACGCUGGGCAUCAACAGCCACCUGUUUGCCUGCACGCGGGACAGCUAUGAGGCCCUGAUGCCCCUCCCUGAGGAGAUCCAGGUCUCCCCUGGAGACACAGAGAUCCACCGAGUGGAACCUGAGGAUGUGGCCAACCACCUGACUUCUUUCCACUGGGAGCUGUUCCGAUGUGUGCACGAGCUGGAGUUCGUGGACUACGUGUUCCACGGGGAGCGCGGCCGCCGGGAGACCGCCAACCUGGAGCUGCUCCUGCAGCGCUGCAGCGAGGUCACGCACUGGGUUGCCACCGAGGUGCUGCUCUGUGAGGCCCCGGGCAAGCGCGCGCAGCUGCUUAAGAAGUUCAUCAAGAUCGCGGCCAUCUGCAAGCAGAACCAGGACUUGCUGUCCUUCUACGCCGUGGUCAUGGGGCUGGACAACGCUGCGGUCAGCCGCCUGAGGCUCACCUGGGAGAAGCUGCCAGGAAAGUUCAAGAACUUGUUCCGCAAAUUUGAGAACCUGACAGACCCCUGCAGGAACCACAAAAGUUACCGAGAAGUGAUCUCCAAGAUGAAGCCCCCGGUGAUUCCUUUCGUGCCUCUGAUCCUCAAAGAUCUGACUUUCCUGCACGAGGGGAGUAGGACCCUUGUAGAUGGUUUGGUGAAUAUUGAGAAGCUGCAUUCAGUGGCUGAAAAAGUGAGGACAAUCCGCAAAUACAGGAGCCGAGCCCUUUGCCUGGACAUGGAGGCUUCACCCCAUCACCUGCAGACCAAGGCCUAUGUGCGCCAGUUCCAGGUCAUAGACAACCAGAACCUCCUCUUUGAGCUCUCCUACAAGCUGGAGGCUAACAGUCAGUGAGAACAGAAUUCUGGUUGGCCCCCCACGAGGGUCCUUGGGCACCUGACACUCAAGCACUUUGCACUAUGUCCUAAUCCAUCUCUGACACCUUUCCCCCUGGAGCAACUUCUCUCCCCACCAAAAAGAGUUGGAUGGACUUACCCCCAGACUCACAAGCCUGUUCAUCCUGCUGAAGUCCUCUCUCCCCGCUCCUUCAAGCCCAAACCACACGCAGCUGAUUCCUGCCCUUGCAGGGAAGUGGGGGAGAGAGUUCCUUCCUCUGUCUCCUCUGGUCAAGGUCUAUUCUGGAGAUAGAAUUUCUAGUCUCUUCUUCUCAAGCAGGAAGGAAAGCUGCCCACCAUCCUGAGCAGAGCACCAUCCAGAGCUGAAUUGUAAAAGGGAUU